AUGGAUCAAGAAGGAUCGCACGGCCUUGCUUCGACCGAAGCACCGGAUCAGGCGAUCACUGAAGCGUCAAGGAUACAGCCAGAGGCGCCUAAACCUGAUAUUCAGGAAGCUCUCGCUAAUAUCGAUACCACAAUGGGUAAAAUGGCAGACCUGUUCGAAAUAUUAAUAGCUGAAAAAGCUAACAAGCCUUUACAAGGCGAACGCCCAACGGGCAAGAAACAAACGGCAGCCGAGCGUGAAGACGACGCUGCCGGCGGGGACGAAUCAGAAACAUCGUCCUUCAGGUCUAGAGGCAAGCGACAACGUCGCGAACAGUCUCCUGAUGACAUAAGCAUUCAUGCUGGCGAAAGCGAGGAUGGCUUAGCACAGCUUUUGGGAAGCUCUGAAAAAGAGCGGGAAAAUGAACCUGACACCGAAGCCGAACACCUCUUAAAUGAUCUUGCAAAAGGCCUAUCGGAUGAUGAAUCCAUAGGUCCAAACAUAUCGCAAAAAUUAGCUGAUAUAGCAUUAAAACGUUGGGGUAAACAACUCAAUCCUGAAAAAUUGAAGAGUAUACUAGAGAAAUAUACUCGUCCUGAAAACUGUCCGGGUAUGACAUGCAAAAAAGUCAACCCGGAAAUAUGGCAGUUGUUGGGUUCGAAGAGCAAGAGAACAGAUAUUCAACUGUAUAAUUUACAGCAAUCAGUUCUCAAAGCAACAUUUGCAGCUUUACAAACAACAAAUAUGUUAGUGGAAACUCCUAACAGGGAUAACUCCCAGUUGUUGGCAAGCUUAGUAGAUACUGUAGCCAUUUUAGCACAUACCCACACUAACUUGUCUCUGGUCAGGAAAGAACAAAUAAAGCCUGCCCUUAAACAGGAAUACUCGGCAAUAUGUUCAUUGGAAGACCAGCCAAACAGUAAACUGCUGUUUGGAAAUAAUUUGGCAAAAAAUUUAAAGGAUGCCAAAGAGGCUAGUUCCCUCAGUUCUUCUAUGAAAAGUUAUCCCCCCGAGCAGUACAAUUACUCUGCAAACAAAAAACCUGCCUUGAAAAAUAAGCAGGAUUUUUCGCAGGGCCAGCGUAAGAACAAUCAAAAGAAAAAACGCUGGAGGGGGGGGGGGGACGAGAGAAGAAGUGACAGAACUUCUCAAACAAAUCCGAAACUCGGUAAGUGAAUUUGAAAAAUAUAUACCUGUUAUUCUGACAUAUUUACAGAAUUUAUGCACUAGCUUUAAGGCUGGUCGAGUGGCUGAGCAUUUUACAGCCUGGACUAAAAUAACUCAGGACAGCGAAAUUUUAUCAAAUAUAACAGGUGUUGUAAUUGAAUGCACUGAGACACCUGUGCAACUUAACCUACCAGGUCAAAAGUUUCACCCACAUGAAUACCAAAUACUUGAUGCAGAGAUAUCAAAGUUAGUUGGUAAAGGGGUAGUAAACAAAGUACAACCUGAAACAACACAAUUUAUUUCUAGCAUUUUUUUGAGGCCAAAACCUGAUGGGUCACACCGUCUCAUUCUAAAUUUGAAAAAAUUUAACGAAACAGUAGUAUAUCAUCAUUUUAAGAUGGAUUCUAUUUAUGAUAUAACUAAACUAGUUACAAAGGACUGCUUUAUGGCAUAUUUCGAUUUAAAGGAUGCAUAUUACUCAAUACCCAUCAAAGCAUCAGACCGAAAAUAUUUACGUUUCAUCUGGAAAGAAGAAAUUUACCAGUUUACAUGUUUGCCCAAUGGGCUUUCAUGUGCACCUAGGGUAUUUACAAAAAUAUUGAAACCUGCAUUAGCAACUUUACACUCUAUGGGCCACAUUUCUGUGGCACAUAUUGAUGAUUGUUACCUACAAGGUCAGACUUAUGACAAAUGUGUUGUCAAUGUCCUUGAUACAUUCAUGUUGCUUGACAAUUUAGGGUUUGUGAUACACCCCAUUAAAUCAAUUCUUAAACCCUCGCAGCAAAUUAUCACUCUGGGAUUUCUUAUCAACUCAUUGUCCAUGACCAUACGGUUGACUAGCGAUAAAGCUAUUGAUUUAAAAAAGGCUUGUAAAGCUUUAAGGACGGCCUCCAAACCACAAACAAUACGAGAGGUUGCGAGAAUUAUUGGUAAAAUAGUGGCAAGCUUCCCGGGGGUUAUGUACGGACCCUUGUACUACAGGGAGUUGGAUAAAGAUAAAACCCAGGCCCUAAAAGAAGCAAAAGGGGAUUUUGAUGCGACAAUGGCACUAUCACAGGGUGCAAAAACGGAAUUGCACUGGUGGGAGUAUCAUGUGGAAAACUCCUUUCAAAAAUUGACACAUGAGGAGCAACAACACAAAAUCACUACUGAUGUCUCGCUCUCGGGAUGGGGGGCGGAGUACCAAGAUAUAUCUACAGGGGGAAUGUGGACUAAGUCUGAAGCUACAAAUCACAUUAACUACCUGGAAAUGUUAGCCAUCUUUCUUGGCCUAAAGACAUUUGCAAAAAAUCUGAAUAACACACACAUAGGAAUAAUGUGUGAUAAUACCACUGCGGUUAAUGUUAUAAAUCACAUGGGUACAAGUCACUCUGACAUUUGCAAUAUUAUGGCAAAGCAAAUUUGGGAGUGGUAUAUAGAUAAAAACAUAUGGCUCACCGUAGCCCACAUCCCGGGAAAACAAAAUUUCGUGGCGGAUUAUGAAUCAAAGCGACAUCAAAGGGAAUCUGAAUGGAUGUUAAAUAAGGCAUUGCUUUCAGAUACCUUGAUUAAGCUUAACUUUAGCCCAGAGAUCGACUUAUUUGCAACUCGGAUAAACAAGCAAUUCCCAAAAUAUGUUGCAUACCGACCAGACCCAAAUUCUUGUGCAAUAGACGCAUUCACCUUAUCAUGGGCAAACUUAAAAUUUUACGCCUUCCCACCAUUUAGUGUCAUUGGAGCUAUGCUGGCAAAGAUCCAAAAAGAGAGAGGUCAAGGAAUAUGUGUGUUGCCGAACUGGCCAACCCAGAGCUGCUAUGCAAAAGCGUUUCACAUGAUGACACAGGAGCCAGUUUACAUCAAAGCCAGCAAAAGUCUUCUCAACCUACCAAGUCAUCCACAGGAAGUACAUCCAAUUUGGCAAAAAAUGAACCUUAUAAUCUGCCUCUUGUCCGGGAGAAACUAG
Molecule: messenger RNA, 3088 nt
Organism: Paramuricea clavata
Lineage: Eukaryota; Metazoa; Cnidaria; Anthozoa; Malacalcyonacea; Plexauridae
Source: the annotation of a GenBank genome assembly